AUGCAGAGAGAAGGGGAGUGCAUGUGGGACGAUGCCACGAUUGCCAGCAGUGGUUUCGUCAGUUACUCUGAACCCAUCGAGAACGCUAUCGGGACUGCUCGUCAGCCCACUAGUCCUUGGCGUCGUCGUGCAGAGGUACUACAGGACUCCCGGCGGGUCGCUCUUUCACGUGGCCUCGCGUGGGAAGAGAACCUCGGAGAGAUUGACGACUAUGUUUUUGAAGAGGAGGUGGAUGAUGAGGCUACCGGUCCUCCUAAAAUCAGUGGAAGUCCACUCAACUUUGGUCCUUCAUCGGCCCAGAUCAAAUCCCAGGAGUUAGCCCAGCAGUUGCAGAACCUCCAAAUCAAAAAACCCUCCGCUUUCCGCAUUCAACAGCCCUCGUACGUUUGUUCUUAUUUCGCGUUGCUUGUUUUUACAUUUAAGCGUUUCCUGUCGCUAUCAUUCCAAAUUUUGUGUAGUACGUCGAGUUUUUGA
Messenger RNA from Dibothriocephalus latus, 474 nucleotides. The record is from the annotation of a GenBank genome assembly. Lineage: Eukaryota; Metazoa; Platyhelminthes; Cestoda; Diphyllobothriidea; Diphyllobothriidae.